Molecule: messenger RNA, 787 nt
Organism: Ceratitis capitata (Mediterranean fruit fly)
Lineage: Eukaryota; Metazoa; Arthropoda; Insecta; Diptera; Tephritidae
Exons: 3
Coding region: 255-683 (142 amino acids)
Source: RefSeq, a predicted model, not a curated record
UAUAUAUAUACACACACACAUACACGCAUACACAUGCAGAAGAGCCUUUUACAUAUCGGCCACGAACUCUCGCAUGUCUAAAGGUUUGUGUUCGGUAUAAAAGCAAAAGCAUCAUUGUUGGAAGGCUUUAGUAGAGACAUCAAAUAAACGCCGCGAGCAAUAACCACGUCAAACCAAUCAAAAAGCAAACGAGCACACGAGCAGCAGACGUGCUAAUAGACAGAGCAACCUUUCAUCUAGCCAUCGCAUACACAAUGCAAGGAUAUUCGAAAUCGAGAUUGUUACCCUCAGCACUGCUACUGCUUUUGUUGACAGGUGAAAUUAUCUGUGCAGUGCCGAACAAGAGCCAGAAGACUGCCGAUAACGACGGCUCGUACAGCGCCGAUACAAGCGGCGAUUAUGUAGCUGACAAUUCGGGACAAUAUGUGGAGGACAAUGCAGGUGCUUACCAACCGGCCGGGGACGAGGGAAAAUGGUUGGCUGAUGGCUUGGGUGUCUACCAUGAUGAUCUAAUGUGGCGUUAUGUGCGGGAUAAUAGCGGCGCAUGGACGCAAGACACUAGUGGCAAUUAUGAUCCGGCGCUAGAUGCACAAGGGGCCUACCAUCCCGACGCAGCCGGUGUAUAUCAAGCUGAUAACUCAGGCGCCUACUCGAAGGAAUACGAAAAAGUGUCUAGACGUUGAGCUGCUAGCAAUGUAUAACGGUAAAGAAGAGUCUUAGGUAGGGGAAAUUCUUUAAAACAAUUAUGGAUGAGCAAUAGCUGCCGUUAGAAUAAAAUAAAUAUAAA